Molecule: messenger RNA, 1977 nt
Organism: Brassica napus (rape)
Lineage: Eukaryota; Viridiplantae; Streptophyta; Magnoliopsida; Brassicales; Brassicaceae
Exons: 1
Coding region: 1-1977 (658 amino acids)
Source: RefSeq, a predicted model, not a curated record
AUGGGGCAAACCUCAGCAGAAGGUAAUCUCGAUGAGGCAACCUUGCAAUGCCUCAUCGAGAUGAUUGACGAGAAUAACUGUUUGGCUAAGGUUUUUCGACGGGCACGUGACUAUUACGAAAGCGUCGGCAAAGAGUUUAGGAUUAAGUUGCUACCAGAUAAAGGAAAAGGGAGAGAAUACGAUCUUCCGGUUGCAGACGAGGUCGCAGGCCUUAUUGUAGGGGAUAUGUUGUCAACAAUCGGAGUACGAGAUAUAGUGGUCCAAUUCCAAUCUGACACUUUGCAGCAGAUACGUGAUGAUCACCCUCUAUAUAUGAGCCUACAAUAUCCUCUUUUGUUUCCAUAUGGUGAGUAUGGUUUCCACCCCGAGAUCCCAUUACAUCUUGAGACAGGCACUUCAAGAACAAGGCAAUUCCUGACCAUCCGCCAGUUCUAUGCUGCUCAAAUACAGAUCCGUCUUAAGCAAGGGCUGACAUUGAUUAAGGGCGAUCGUCUACUCCAUCAGUAUAUUGUUGAUAUUUAUACAGCAAUUGAGGAAGAUCGACUAAGGUGGGCAAGGAAUAAUCAAGAUAUUCUGAGAGCUGAGCUUUACAAUAAUGUACUCGACGCUGUUUGCAAGGGUGAUACAGAUGCUAAAAUUAUUGGUCAGAGGUUCAUACUGCCACCAAGUUUCACCGGGGGACCCAGAUACUUAGUUGAGAAAUACCAUGAUGCAAUGGCUAUUUGCAGAGAAUAUGGGAAUCCAGAUUUGUUUAUUACGAUGACGGCCAAUCCGAACUGGAAAGAGAUUAAAGAGCAUCUUGCGAAAUACGGUGGAGAAUCUCCCAACGAUAGACCAGACAUCGAAUGUCGGGUCUUUAAGAUGAAGUUGGACCAGCUACUCAAGGAUUUCAAAAAAGGUACUUACUUCAAGCCAUACACAGCUGCUCUACACAGGAUAGAGUUUCAGAAAAGAGGACUCCCUCAUGCACAUAUACUAUUGUGGUUUGGAAACUCUUCCAGAACACCAAGUGCAGAGGAAGUAGAUGAGAUUAUCUCAGCUGAGCUUCCCAACAAGGAAGAAGACCCAGAAGGUUACAAUUUAGUAACAAAACACAUGAUUCAUGGUCCAUGUGGUCUUAUUAAUCCAAAGUCACCAUGUAUGGAGAAUAAUGUGUGCACGAAAAAGUUUCCUCGGGCGUAUAAUAACAAUACUUUGAUUGACAAAUCAGGGUAUGUAUUGUAUCGUCGGCGCCAGAACGAAAAUGCAUCUGCAUUAAAAGAUGGAACAAUCGUAAACAACAAUUUUGUUGUACCUCAUAACAUUAACCUCUUGAAGAAGUACAAAGCACAUAUUAAUGUUGAAUGGUGUAAUCGGACAAGUGCCGUGAAGUACUUAUUCAAGUACAUAACCAAGGGUAUUGACAGAGCUUCUGCAGUUAUUGAACAGGGAAAUACGGGAGCUUUAUCCACAGGGGCCUCUGGUGAACCAAAGGAAAGAGUUAUCAAGCAACGGAAUGAGAUCCAAGAAUUCAUCGAUGCACGAUACUUAUCCGCUUGUGAAGGUAUGUGGCGGACGUUUGCAUUCCACAUACACAAAAGGAAGCCAUCAGUUGAGAAGCUUAUCAUCCACUUAGAAGGUGAACAUAACAUCACUGUUAAGGAAACUGAUAACCUCGGGCGUGUAGUCCGCAAGCCAGGUAUCGAGAAGACGAUGUUCACUGAAUGGAUGGUCCUAUGCAGAAGAUCAGCAUUUGCACGGACAUUAACUUAUGUGCAAAUUCCGCAAUAUUUCGUGUGGAACAACAGUAGCAAAGUCUGGACUGAACGUAAGAAAGGAAAAGCAAUUGGGAGAAUCGUAGCUGUCCACCCAUCGUCAGGCGAUCGUUACUACCUAAGGAUUCUCAUAAAUAAGAUUAAGGGUCCUCGAAGUUAUGACGAGCUCAAAACGUUUAACGAUGUUAAAUACCCAGAUUUUAAAUCGGUUUGCUACGCAUGA